AUGGCCCCCCGCGGCGGCCCCAGGCGCAGUGAAGUUGCUGAACCGCAAGCUUUCCACCAGCUUGGUAUUCGUGAUACCGGUGACCGCGACGAACAUGGCAUGCAACCCUUAGACGACCUUCUUUCUUCGCCAGAACAGGAAUCCGCAUCUGAACAAAGAUACGACGAAGACAACGAUGAUGAGGAGCACGCCAAUGACCACUACGAAAGUGGAGACAACGAAGACGACGAUGAAGAAGGCAGUGAGGACAUGGACAUUGAUACAAGCGUUGGACCAGGACCUCAAACUGUGCUUCGGAGAGGCCCGCAGUAUCCUCUUCCUCGGAGUCGAUCACCUAUAAAGACCACACUAAUGUCUUCUCCUCGAAGGCACCCAAACCUUUCUUCACCAACCCGAGCGCCCUUACCCACAGAACGCGACGCUACAGUUACACGCAAAAUCGACUUUGGGGCAAAACUCCCAGGGCGCGGGAAGGCCCCCGCAAACGGAAUCAACGGUGCUUCUCACGAGGAGGACGACGCCGAUGAGACGGAAGAUGCGCCCGAGCCUGACGACGAUGUAGAGGAUGAUAUGGACCUGCUCAACGAAUCGAUGAAAUUGGUCGAGGGCAUGGGUGGAAACUCGUCAGAACCCGAGUCUGAGGCCGAAUCUGAGCCAGCGCCAGCAUCUACGCCCAAGGUCACCAAAGCAUCAGCCAAAGCGUCAGCCAAAGCCAGCACAGAACAAGCAAAAAUGGAUCCUAAAAAGCCACGCGGAAGACCACCGAAGGCCAAACCAGUAGAGAAGCCUGUGGAGGAGGAGCCAGUUGAGGAACAGGCAGAGGAGCCGGAAGAGGAAGAGGAACCAGCCAAACAUCGACCAGGACGAAAACCGAAAACCGUUGCUCAACCGAAGGAGACUAAGAAUUCUAAUUCACGGAAACGUCCAGCGCCGGAGGAACCAGAAGAGGUUGAGGAGCCAGAUAAUGAAGCAACAGAACCAGAACCGGAACCGGAGGAGGAGGAGGAAGAACCCCCUAGGCAAACCAAAAGACCACGGACUGAUCCACCUAAACUGUCAAAACCGAACAAGUCAGCGCCAUCUAAAGCUCUACCAACAGCCGAGCCAAAAGCAAGAGGGAGACCUGGACGAAAACCCAAAGCACAAGGCGCAGGCGAUGCUGGAGAUGACGUUGGAGAGACAUCGUUUGCUGCGCUCCAACGUGGACCCCCAUUACCCAAGAAACGUGGCCUGGUCUCUGUUCGUCAUGAUGCCGAUGAAGUCAAAACAACGAGAUCCGGGAGACAUUCGUAUAGGCCUCUCAGUUGGUGGGCAGGCGACAAGGUGGUACAAGAGGAGGAGGAGUUCAAGGACGUCUCAGGCCGUGAUCGCUUUGUGCUAUCUACAAUCAAAGAGGUCAUCCGCGCCCCUCAGGAGGAAGUGCGCGCGAAACCUACCAAAGCUCGAGGCCGCGCAAAGGCGAAAUCCAAACCUGUACGACAAGUCGAAGAGGUUGAGCCUGAAGAAUGGGAAAUCAACCCUGGUGUCGUCAAUGGUGAGGUCAUAUUAUGGGAGCCUGAGCACGACAAAAACCCUCCUGGUGACGAGGAGCCUGUUGAGGUCAUGGAAGACCGUAUUGCCAUCUCAGGCGACGCUAUCCAGUCUCGCGAUGUCCAAAACGCAACAUUCCGCAUGGCCAAGACACUCACAACGCCCUUUAUGGGCACUGGUGUUGUCGACCUACCACCUGGCUCUGAGAAGCGGCCAAAGAACUCGCGCAAGAUGCACAUGGUCUUCUUUGUGCACACUGGAAAGGUGCUCGUCACUGUAAACGAAGCCUCGUUCCGUCUCAGUGCUGGAGGCAUGUGGUUUGUCCCUAGAGGAAACUACUACAGUAUAACAAACGAUUACGACACAGAGUCGCGAAUAUUCUUUUCUCAAGGAUGUGAGAUAACAGCUCAACCAACAGAAGGAGAUCAAUCGCAAAUGUCCAUGAUGGCUUAG
Messenger RNA from Fusarium sp. VM40, 1983 nucleotides. Lineage: Eukaryota; Fungi; Ascomycota; Sordariomycetes; Hypocreales; Nectriaceae. The record is from the annotation of a GenBank genome assembly.